AUGACAUCAACAUCAUCAGCAAGGUCUAAGGAUAAUAAAGGUUCUGCUAGGUUAUCAUCAUCAUCCAAGAAGAGGUCAUCUUCCAGUACUAGCAGUAGGAGGAGGAGGAGCCUCCAGUCUCCCAGCGUUACUCGAAAGGGAAAGGUCGACAGUAAAGCUGUGGAAGGGCAGAAGAUCGAGAGUAAACAACAGGAUGAUAGUGAUGAUGAGAGGCAAAGGCGUAUAGACCUCAUCAAGGGUAAGAGGAUGAAGAUUACGGAAGAGGGACUGAAGAAUUUAUCCAAUUAUGAAUAUAAGGCUGGUACACCAACGAUGUUGGAUAACCUGAUGAAUAAAUAUUUUUGGAAUAAUGUCAUACUCUUCAUGCCUAAGAAGAUUGCGCCUAACAUGAUAACCCUAGUGGGUUUGGCUGCAAUGGUCUUAUCAUACUUCUGCAUUGCAUAUUAUACACCAACCUUCACUGAGGAGGCCCCUAAGUGGUCCUACUUAGCCAAUGCUAUAGGCCUCUUUUUUUACCAAACGAUGGAUGCCAUAGAUGGUAAACAGGCCAGACGGACGGGAAGCGCUGGUCCUCUGGGUCAACUAUUUGAUCAUGGUUGUGACUCUAUCUCAACCACCUUCAUCUGUAUGAGUGCUAUGGCAAGCACAGCCAUCGGAUGCGGUCCUCGAGCUAUGGCAUUCCUCAUGUUCAUGAUUGUACCCUUCUUCUUAGCCCAAUGGGAAGAGUAUCAUACUCGUGUCUUCCGUAGUGGUCUGUCAUUCUAUGGUGUAACAGAAGCCCAAUUCACAAGUAUGGGAUUACAUAUGAUAUCCUGCUUCUUUGGACCAUCAGUGUGGCACAUACAGCCCAUACCAUUCAUCCAUCUGGAGAUCGUAGAUUAUAUUGUGAUUGGUAUCAGUGGGGUGACUACUUAUGGUAGCAUUGAUGCUAUGUUUAAUGUGGCGAGGCAUGCAAAGCAUACACGUACCGCAAUGAUGCAAUUGAUACCCAUUGUGGCCCUCAUGGUAUGUGGCAUGCUCUGGACCCUCAUACCAACAGUUCAUCCUAGACUUGUCCUCGGGACUUUUGGCAUCGCCUUUACUUAUUUAACAAACAAUAUGAUACUGUGUGGUAUGACUGGUAUGGCCUAUCCUAGAUAUCAUUCCCUCUUGGUACCAUUGCCCAUCAUAUUCGUCAUAGAUUACCUUCAUCUAUUCCCACGGCACAGUGAUAUCAUCCUAGGUCUAUAUUUAGGCUUCUUGGUUUACAAGAGCUGGAAGUUUCUGACGGAUUCGAUGGAGGAGAUAAGCAUGUAUUUGGGGAUAUACGCCCUCUCUAUUACCAGGAAGCGCCAGGCAUCACAGUGA
This is a messenger RNA of Perkinsus marinus ATCC 50983, 1347 nucleotides long. RefSeq names its product ethanolaminephosphotransferase, putative. Gene Ontology annotation, cellular component: membrane. Lineage: Eukaryota; Perkinsozoa; Perkinsida; Perkinsidae. The transcript is spliced from 11 exons. The coding region runs from base 1 to 1347 and encodes 448 amino acids. Gene Ontology annotation, molecular function: phosphotransferase activity, for other substituted phosphate groups. The record is from RefSeq and is a predicted model, not a curated record. Gene Ontology annotation, biological process: phospholipid biosynthetic process.